AUGGUCUCGACUAAGAUCGCAAAUGCGCUGCACGUCUUUGCCCUUGUGACGGUCGCAAACCAGCGGCUGUCGAUUCAAGACUUGCUUGUCGCAGCCUUAGUCGUUGUCUCGUUUGAGGCUCUGCAACGAGUCACGCACGAGUCGGAAGUUCCGCACACCGUUGAAACCCUUUUGUCGCAGGCACACGGCGCGGUCGCCCGGUCGGAAAUCUCUGGGUCACCCCGGCCUGUCAACUUAACGCGCAAGCACUCGGCAUCAAAUCCGGAAUCGCUUUCGCUGUCUAGCGGGAGCAAGGAUGCUGAGAUCGACAGGAUGCACAAACGCCUCGCGGAGUUCAGGAUGACUGAGAAGGCACGGGAUAUCGAUCUGAAGCGCACAAAGGCUGAGCUGCACAAUGCGCGUGCGACGCUGGACGAGACUUUCGCGGAGUAUGCGUCUUUGCGCGAUGAGCUGAAGACCAUGAAGCAAACGCUAGGUCGGGACCAUCAAGCCGUGAUUUAUCGGAAGGAUAUCGAAUUAUUUGCUUUGCGCAAAUCGAAUGAGCAGAAAGAGAACUAUAUCAAAGAUCGCGAGGUCAAACUUGAUGACAUUUACCGACAGCACAAGGCCGCGCUGGAGCUCAAGGACGCUGAGCUUCGAAACGUGAAAGAGCGUAUCUUGUUCCUGGAGAGGCAGGCAAGUCCGAAGUUCCAGAACGACGAUAAGGUCGACAGCGCGACUGAGAGCGAUUCGCAGGCUGCGCUGCAGAUCAAAUUUCUCCGUGUGAAAGGGAGAAACUCGACGGAGGUCGAUGACCGAACGCUUGAUGAGAAGGACACCGAGAUUGCCAAGUUGAAGGCCGAACUUGCAGAUGCUGUUGCUGCCGGCGAUGCUAUGAACAACACGCAAAUCGAGCUGCGGCGAGCAUGGGAUGCAACAUCCGAAGUACAGCAGGCGCUUAACGACGAGCGAAGACAACACCUCCAGAACCAAGAGAAAUUGCGCGAAGCAGCCCUACAAAUCGAAGAACUUAUCAAGAACACCCAAAGACCUUCUCCAAUCAGGCUCGACACCAUCGAGGAGCAGAAUGCGCAAGAGCUGGAAGCCAUGUUCAAUACCGCACAACAAGACAACUCCCGUCUCUACGGCGAAGUCGAAGCCCUUGAGAAACGCGUCCGCGAGGCAAACGCCCGAGUCUUCAUGUCCGAACAGGCCGCCGAAGCGAUGCGCGAACAGCUUCGCCUCGAGAAAGCUAUCAACGACGAUAUGGAGACCGCGCGCCCGAGUAUCGUCCAUCGCGUGCACUUCCAGCGUAUGGAGGGUCAACUCAAGGAAAGUCAUGAAGAACUCGAGACCAGGAACGAGGAGAUCAAGAAGCUGCAAAUGGCGGCCACGGAGAGGGAUGCGAAGGUUGAGGAACUCCGCAAAGCUGGUGAAGCGUCUUCUUCCGCGCAGACCAAGCUCCAAGAAGAGAACGAGCGCCUCAAGCAGAACGUCAAGGAGCUAGAAUCCACUAAAGAACAACUCAUGCUCGACCACGAGCGCCUCGCGCGCCACCGCGCACGCAAUAGAACUACCUCAGCCGAACACACAUCCGCCCGUUCCAGCAGCGCAACACUCAUUCAUGAACCUCCCCAGCCUCCUACAGUCCCUGCAGAAGAAGAGCCACCUCUACCCGCGCGCCCCGUUCCAAUCACCCCGACAACGCCCACGCCGAGCAGCAUCCAAGGCACGCCUGAGCGACAUCUCCGCCGCGAACCGCCGCCAACCCGUCUCAGUAUGAUAUCCAACGAUGUUCCACCCGCCGAGCUGCGGCAUUCUAAACGGAAGUCGCUCACGCUAAAGGGCCUGAUGCGGAAGAUCGUACGCAAAGAUGAAGACGAAGUAGCGGACAACCCUGUAGUAGAAAGCCCACGCCCCAAGACCGCCCUCGUGCCGAAAGACAAGAAUGCGAUGCUAAGGCCGAAGACUGCCGCGCCGGACAGUACCGCAGGAAACAAGGCGAAAGAGGACAGGCCCAAGACCGCUGCGCCGGCGAAAGAGGAGAGCGGGCAUAGGAGGUAUUACUCUGAGGGGAGGCCGAAGACGGCGGUUACGGGGAUUAGAAAGGAGGGGAGGUGCAAGGAGAGGGUGGGAGGCCUAAGAGUAGGGGUGGGCUGCUUCGUAAGUGCCUCUGUUUUGGACUGCUUUUAUGUGCGGAUGUGCUGA
Didymosphaeria variabile is the source of this 2187-nucleotide messenger RNA. RefSeq lists its product as uncharacterized. The coding region runs from base 1 to 2187 and encodes 728 amino acids. NCBI's taxonomy places the organism in Eukaryota, Fungi, Ascomycota, Dothideomycetes, Pleosporales, Didymosphaeriaceae. The record is from RefSeq and is a predicted model, not a curated record. The transcript has 2 exons.